Molecule: messenger RNA, 529 nt
Organism: Exaiptasia diaphana
Lineage: Eukaryota; Metazoa; Cnidaria; Anthozoa; Actiniaria; Aiptasiidae
Product: transmembrane protein 256 homolog
Exons: 5
Coding region: 42-404 (120 amino acids)
Source: RefSeq, a predicted model, not a curated record
AUAAAUAYCAUUGCAUAACGACAUCUUGCAUAACAACAARCAUGGCGGCCGUGGCAAGUGUUGGUCAGUCAGUAUUUUAUAAAAUUGCUGGRGUUUCUGGUUUCUUUGCCGUCAUAGCUGGUGCUUAUGGAUCCCACGCUCCUUCACUCAAUAAGCCAGAAGCAGUAAAAUAUAAAGAGGUAAUGCAAACUGGCAACCUCUACCAUCUUGUACAUACAAUAGUACUUUUAGCUGUUCCCUUUGCAAAUAAACCAAAACUGGUUGGUGGUAUAUUUGUCACUGGCAUGACUUUGUUCAGUGGAAGCUGUUAUGUUGUUGCAUUGGCACAAAACAGAAAAUUAGGAAGACUGGCACCAGUUGGAGGCACACUAUUAAUGGCUGGAUGGCUAGCUUUCUUGUUAUGAUUGUAAAUAAUGUCAUAAAUAGUGUAAAAAAUAAUGUUAUCAUAAACAAAAAUAAAAUAUGUGUUAAAAACAAAACUAGAAUACUGAUAUCUAUUGACCAAAAUAUACAUGAAUGUUCAUUUAUU